AUGCCAGCAGAUGAGGUACAAGAAACUCCACAGGAAGAAGUUCAGAUACAACCAGACAUGGAAGAAAUAGUUCAGCAACAACAGCUAGAAGAGCCUGAAGGAAACGAACAAGUCCUUCCUUUGGAAACUAACUUCACAGAACUAGAUGAAGAUUUGGAACAGCCGAAAAAUCUUGACCCUCAACAAGAGUAUGCGGAGAAUAUGGAAUCUUUCCAAGAGUCUAAAAAAAAUUCGGCUGACAUAGUAGAAGAAUAUCGAAAAAUGUUUGCCGACAUACAAAAGACUCCAACACCAGAUGAAAAUAUCCAGCAUAGAAUGGAAGAACUGAAAAAAAAUGUACACAAAUACAACAACCCUUUUUACUUACGAGCAUUUAACGUUCAAUCUUCGGAUGAACUCGGUGAAGAUAAAAGGUUAAAUUUCAAGAAAACAUAUAGAAAUGAAACAUUGUUUAAAGUUCAUUCAGAACCUAACCAAGAUGGAAACAAACCUACUUUUGUUUCUGCAGACGAUGGAACUACAAUGAGAUGGGGUCAUAAAGCUAACCCGGAUAGGUGGUUCAUAAACUUACAACCUCAAUUCCAAGAAGUUGUAGACGCAAUGGAAGUCAAUGGUGAACCAGAUAUAGCUGGUAUUUUAAGCGCGGCUUUAAUGCCAUUGAAAGAUAUGAAACAUGCAGAUAUUUUGGACCAGUAUGAAAUGAACAUGGCUGAUGGAAAUAUAACACCUGACGUUCUAGAACAUUUAUCUCAAAGAACUACACAGAACCAUAGAGAUGGUAUAUUUGGUGAAGAGUUUAGAAAGAAAGUUAGGGAGAGCGAAGGAAGAGAACCUAUUGUACAUGACCUUGCAAACGAAAGUUUACAAAAUGUCAUAAAAACUUACUUUGCAGACAAUGAACCGAGAAGGGAUGAAUAUUUAAGAAAACUCAAAUGGACAGUACCAAAUGAAAUGUUAGUAUUGAAAAACAUGUUCCUUGACAAAAUAAAACCAACUACAGAAAUAAACGACGCAAGACUGAAAGAUUGGGUAGAAGCUUUCCCAUUCACAAAAGAUAUAGUUGGUAACAUGGAAAGAAAACCAGAAUGGCUACAAAAACAUAUAUUUGGAAACGAGCAUAUUCCAUAUGGACAGGCACUGUUUGAAGAGCUUGAACCGGAAACUCAGGAAAGAGUCAUGCAAACAAUACGCGAAGACUCAAAUACAACUAUGACAAACUCUUUCUAG
Molecule: messenger RNA, 1227 nt
Organism: Trichomonas vaginalis G3
Lineage: Eukaryota; Parabasalia; Trichomonadida; Trichomonadidae
Product: protein of unknown function, DUF4106 family
Exons: 1
Coding region: 1-1227 (408 amino acids)
Source: RefSeq, a predicted model, not a curated record